This is a messenger RNA of Colletotrichum spaethianum, 1488 nucleotides long. RefSeq names its product aspyridones efflux protein. Gene Ontology annotation, biological process: transmembrane transport. Gene Ontology annotation, molecular function: transmembrane transporter activity. The transcript has 4 exons. NCBI's taxonomy places the organism in Eukaryota, Fungi, Ascomycota, Sordariomycetes, Glomerellales, Glomerellaceae. Bases 1 to 1488 code for a protein of 495 amino acids. The record is from RefSeq and is a predicted model, not a curated record.
AUGGAAAAGGAAGUAAUCAUCUCGAGUUCCGCGCCAUCCCUUCAGAACAUUGACAUCCAUAUUACCUCGGCGAGGUCAGAUUCAUGCGCCGACUCUGCUCGAAUACCCUCUGCAAAGCCGGAAACGAUAGCAAAAGUGAACGACGAGAGGAACACAGAAUAUCCAGGAGGCAUGAAGCUGGCAUUGAUCGUAGCCGCAGCUUGCUUCAGUGUCUUCCUAAUGGCUCUUGAUAACUGCAUCAUCGCAACAGCCAUUCCUCGCAUUACCGAUGAGUUCGAUAGUUUGAAGGAUGUCGCAGGCAUCUUUUCUGGGGCUCUCAUUGUUCUCGCCCAUAGUAUUCCUCUAAAGAAACGUCCUAUUUACACUGGGAUUGUCAGUAGCAUGUGGGGCAUCUCUUCCGUCGCUGGGCCUCUGCUCGGUGGCUUCUUUACUGACAAUUUGACCUGGCGGUGGUGCUUCUACAUAAACCUCCCAAUUGGAGCAGCGACAGUUUUCGUCAUCAUAUUGUUCUUCCCGGACCCCAUACGUUCCAUCUCUCAAGAGACUUGGCGUACACGUCUAGUCCAAACGGAUCCUCUCGGCAAUAUCCUCUUUAUGCCAUCGGUUGUUUGCCUUCUCCUAGCUCUUCAUUGGGGUGGAGUUAUGUACCCCUGGUCCUCGACUCGUAUCAUUGCUUUGUUCGUAGCCUUCGCUAUAGGCAUGCUGGGAUUUAUAUAUCUGCAAUACCUCGGCCAGGAGAACGCCACGGUACCACCUCGUAUCAUUAAGAAGCGUACUGUCUGGUCUUGUUCAUUCUUCUCCUUCGCCUUGGGCGCUGCAUUUCUCCUGUCAGUCUAUUACCUACCCAUAUGGUUCCAGUCUGUUCAGGGCGUCUCUGCCGUCAAUUCGGGUGUCAGGAACCUACCGAUGCUAGUCGGUAAUCUUGUCUUCUCUCUUGUUGCUGGCGCUGCAGUUACAGUAUGGGGGUACUACACGCCCUUCAUGCUACUUAGUUCUGUCCUCAUGAGUAUCGGUUACGGGCUUUUAUCCACCAUCAGCCCUGAAUCACCAUGCGCGAUGUGGUUCGGGUACCAGAUCAUUGCUGGCGCCGGUGUGGGAGUUGGGAUGCAGCAACCCCUCAUUGCGGUACAGGUUGUGCUCGACAUGCCCGAUGUGCCAACGGGGACCGCCAUCGUUAUCUUCGCUCAGCAAAUCGGCGGUGCCAUUUUCGUCGCCAUUGGGCAGGCGGUGUUCACCAAUGGGCUAAUAGAGCGUCUGCUGCAGCACAUUCCCAGCAUCAACUCGCACUCCGUCAUUGCCACUGGUGUCACAGCCAUCCGCAAGACGAUAGAUUUGGGGCUUCUUCCGACCGUUGCACAUGCCUACAGCGACUCUUUGGUACAAACACUCCUUAUAAGUGCUGUGGCGGCCUCUUCUACUAUCAUAGGCGCGGUGUUUGUUGAGUGGGAGAGCGUCAAGGGCAAAGCUGUUCAGCCCAGCAUGGUGUAA